Molecule: messenger RNA, 3238 nt
Organism: Elgaria multicarinata webbii
Lineage: Eukaryota; Metazoa; Chordata; Lepidosauria; Squamata; Anguidae
Product: nebulette-like
Exons: 21
Coding region: 225-2420 (731 amino acids)
Biological process (GO): cardiac muscle thin filament assembly
Cellular component (GO): Z disc
Molecular function (GO): actin filament binding
Source: RefSeq, a predicted model, not a curated record
GAAUGGCCACUAGCAAAGGCAUCUGUGACACCUUUCACUCAACUCUUGUGCUGCAUUCUUCAGAUAAGACUUUUCAAGUGCUGCCUAAAUAAGGAAAAAAACCAUGGGGAGGUUAAGCUUGCCUUAAGAGAAGCCUGGCAUAGGCAUUCAACAAGUUGCGCAGAGCACAAGCUAUUUUAUCUUACUGAACUUUGCUGUUUUUCUAACAGAACAAAAAUAAAUAAAUGAGAAUGCUUUAUCAGGAAUCUAGGGAGAAUGAAGAAGAGGAGGAGGAAGAUGAAGAUGAAGCAAAGGUGUUCAUUAAGCCUGUGGUUGAGGACCGAAACAUGGAACUUGCUAGAAGGUGUACUGAGAUGAUAAGUGAUAUACAUUAUAAGGAAGAAUAUGAAAAAUCUAAAGGCAAGUGCACGUUUAUAUCAGACACCCCUCAGCUAAUCCACAUGAAAAACCUCGCUGCCUUUACUUCUGAGGCAAAAUACAAAGCAAGUGCAAAGAAAGAACUUUCCAACUCGCUCUAUCAGCAGAUGCCGGCUACAAUUGACAGUGUGUUUGCAAAACAAGUUAUGCAGCUUCAGAGCAAGGUUCUCUACAAGCAGAAACACGAAGCUGAAAAGGGAUCAUCAAGUUAUGCAAACAUGAAAGAGCCACCAGAUGUAAAGCAUGCCAUGGAAGUCAAUAAAUACCAAAGUAAUGUUUCAUAUAAAAAAGAUCUUCAAGAUACUCAUAGAUACACUGAAGUUUCAAAUAGACCAGACAUAAUGAUGGCGACCCAGUUAACAAAGAUUAUAAGCAACGCUGAAUAUACAAAAGCACGACAAGGAAUGAGUAAGGAACCAACUGUCCUUGGAAGACCAGACUUCAACCAUGCUCAAGAAGUUUCCAAAUUUUUAAGUCAAGCUAAAUACAAAGAGCAGUUUAUUAAGGAGAGGAAGAAUUAUUGCUUCAAUCCUCUUGAAAGUGCUUCUUUCAAGCAAGCUCAACUAGCAUCUGCCUUGGCAAGUAAUGUGAAAUACAAAAAAGACCUAGAAAAUCUUCAUGAGCCAAUAUCUUCCUUUCCAAACCUAUUACAUUUAGAGCAUGUUUUGAAUGCUAGCAAGAUCCAUAGUAAUUAUGAAUAUAAGAAACUCUUUGAGAAAAGUAAGGGGCUGUAUCAUUUUGGACUAGAUACAGCUGAACAAUUGCAUCACAAAGAAAAUGCAGUGCUCCAAAGUCAGGUAAAGUACAAAGAGAAGUAUGAAAAAUCGAAAGGCAAAUCUAUGCUGGAAUUUGUGGAUACACCAACAUACCAAGUUUCAAAGGAUGCUCAAAGGUUUCAAAGUGAGAAAAUGUAUCGAAAAGAAUUUGAAGAUAAAGUCAAAGGAAAAGCAGCUCUGGAUUUAGACAAGACCCCCCAGUUCUUGCAUGUGAAACGUGUUACCAACCUGCUAAGCGAGAAAGAGUAUAGAAAAGAUUUGGAAGAAGGGAUGAAAGGAAAAGGAUUGACGGUGUUUGAAGAUACGCCAGAUUUGAUUAGAGUGAAAAAUGCAGCUCAGAUACUAAAUGAGAAGGAAUACAGAAAAGAUCUGGAAAAUGAAAUAAAGGGGAAAGGAGUUAAGCUUAUUUCAGAAACUCCUGAUAUUCAAAGAGCAAAGAGAGCAUCUGAAAUAGUUAGUGAGAAAGAAUAUAAAAAAGAUCUGGAGACUGAAAUUAAAGGGAAAGGAAUGCGAGUUGGCACUGAUACACCUGAAAUACAGAGAGCCAAAAGAGCAUCUGAAAUUGCAAGCCAGAAAGAAUACAAGAAACAUCUAGAAAUGGAAAUUAAAGGGAAAGGCAUGCAGGUGGGCAUGGAUACACCUGAUAUACAACGAGCAAAAAAAGCUUAUGAAAUUGCAAGCCAGAAAGAAUAUAUGAAGGACCUGGAGACUGAAAUCAAAGGGAAAGGAAUGCAAGUGGACACAAAUAUCCCAGAGAUACAGCGAGCAAAGAAAGCUUCUGAAAUGGCUAGCCAGAAAAAGUAUAAAGAUGAAGCAGAGAAGAUGCUGUGUACCUAUUCUGCUGUGCCAGAUACUCCUGAAAUUGAGAGAAUUAAAAACACACAGAGAAAUAUCAGUGCUAUACUUUACAAGAAGGGGAUAGGUGCUGGCACAGCAGUAACAGAGACUCCAGAGAUUGAACGAGUAAAAAAAAAUCAGCAAAAUAUUAGUGCGGUAUUCUAUAAAGGUCAGGUUGGUAAAGCUACUUCUGUGAGUGUCACCCCUGAAAUGGAGAGAGUCAAGAAGAAUCAAGAAAUUAUCAGCUCGGUCAAGUACAGCAGAGAUCAGCAACAGAUGAAAGGUAGACCUAGUGUGAUUCUAGACACACCUGAGCUAAGGCAUGUCAAAGAGACACAAAACAACAUCUCAAUGGUAGGGUGCAUUAUUCACAUAGGUAGAAUGUUUUAAAGAAAAACAUUUUGCUGUGAGUUGGAUUGUACCCUUCAGUAAUUCAGGUAACAAGCACACUCUACUAAAGCAUAGACUGAUUUUUUCUUACACAGUGGUUGUGAUGGGGUCGGUUUGCUAACUGCAUAUAAAAGUUGUAAUUCCCCCCUCCCUACAAUACUAAUAAAAAUAUUUUCCUAACCGUUCACUGUGUGAUUUCUUGUUGUCCCUCUCUUUUCCCACAUCCCAAAGUUUAACUGGAGAGGGUAACACACACACUGCCUUGUGCUUGUGCAUGUUCCUGGUUUGUGUGUGUAAGUGGAAUUCUGAGUUUAAUUGCUCUGAUUGGCUUAGCUUGCAAGGUUAUGUAUGUGUGAGUGUGUAGUAUACAUGACAGUAUUGGGAGAAGGGUUAAAAUGUAUACAUAUAUCUAUAAUACCUUGGUAUCUUGUACUAAUUUGAGGGUUGGAGCAUUUGUUUUUAUUACUGUUGAGUUUGUAUGAACUAUUACUGUUUUGGGGAGGGUUUUAAUGCCAUCACUUGCACGUGAAUGUAACUGGUUGAUAUUAAUCCUAUUAAAUUGCAUGUGGCUUCUUAUAUGCAUAUAAGAUCUGAUUGUUCAAAAAUAUUCUUAAGGAAAGACCACUGGAAUUUCACAUACAUUGGGCCAUAUACUGACAAGGAAUAGUUGCACGGGCAUAGCAAUCUGCUUGAGUAAUUUGCAAAGAAAAAAUGUAAUGCCCAACAAAAAUGAUGGUGGUAGUGCUUCGUCUUUUGCAGCUUUUAGUACCUCUUGUCAUUGGGCAAUAAAAGAAUUCCUAUUCUUCACUAGGUCAAAU